AUGAACUCUGCCUACCACCCGCCCGACAUGUCGCAACGUUUGCCUGGUCCUGGUCCUGGAUACUCCUCCAGCUUACCACCGCCUAUCCACGCCUACCAACAGCAUCAGCAUCCUCCGCCAUCUCUACCACCUCCGAGCCAGCUUCACCAUUCGUCUCAUCCUCCUCCUCCACCGCCGCCCUCAACUCAGCACCCUCACCACCAACACCCCCCGCAGCCACCACCACCACCUCCUUCUUCUUCCCAUUCGCUAUCUUCGCAUCAACACCACCCUCAACCGCCGCACCACCAAUCUCAGCAUCCGCCAUACCCUCCAAUUUCAUACCAACAGCCUCACCCGAGUCAAUACACACGACCUCAACCACACCAACAACUUCCGCCCCCUUCACGACACGAUGAACCUCCUCCGCCUUCCUCGGAAGCAUCCCCUAACGAUCAGCCUGUUGAUCCUCAAUACGAACCUCAAUCGUUCUCCAAGGUUGAAGAAGGCUCUGGUCUGAAAUACAGUCUCGAGGUGCAACAACAACCCAUACGUGCACGCAUGUGUGGUUUUGGGGACAAGGAUCGUCGCCCAAUUACGCCGCCACCAUGUGUUCGCUUGGUCAUAUUUGAUACCAACACAGGGAAGGAAGUUGACUAUGUUAACCUUGAUCAUUCCAUGUUCGUACUGUCGGUCGACCUCUGGGACAGGCACGGCGCUAAAGAAGUGAAUCUGGUCCGAUCUUCGACAGGGACGGGUGCUAUGGCAUCGUCAAAUAGCUACUCAUACUCUACCCUGGAGCCAGGUACACCUUCUUCGUAUCAACAACAAUCCCUGCCUCCAAGCCGUGAAUCUGGAUAUGGUCAGACACAAGGGAUGGGAUACGGGCAGGAUUACCCACCACCGGCACAGCAAAGCUAUGGGCAAGCACCGUCGUACCCGUCGAGCAGUUCUUACGGCCCGCCUCAGCAGUACUUCCCGCGACACAGCGGUUAUAGUGCCGAUCCUCCCGCCCCUCCGCCAGGCGCCCCUUUCCGCAGUGGCUACAGCCAGGAUCAGAAUGCGCUUACUCGAAUGGCAGUGGUGGGAGGUCAGCCUCAGGGGAUGUUUACAAGGAACUUGAUUGGCAGUUUGGCUGCGAGUGCAUUCCGCCUCAACGACACAGAGAGAAAACCAGGUAUCUGGUUUGUCCUGCAGGAUCUGAGUGUUCGUACUGAAGGAAACUUUCGGUUGAGGUUCUCGUUCGUCAACGUUGGCCGACCCGGAGGUCCCGGCGGCCCGGGAGCUAAUGUUAACCAAGGCCGGGCACCAAUAUUAUCGUCAUGCUUCAGUAAGGAGUUCUCUGUGUACUCAGCCAAGAAGUUUCCUGGUGUGUGCGAAAGCACCCCUUUGAGCAAGACAUUCGCGGGUCAAGGUAUCAAAAUCCCGAUUCGCAAAGACACAAAUAUCAAGGGCGAAGGCGAUGAGGACAUGUACGACCAAAACUGA
Molecule: messenger RNA, 1467 nt
Organism: Fusarium sp. VM40
Lineage: Eukaryota; Fungi; Ascomycota; Sordariomycetes; Hypocreales; Nectriaceae
Source: the annotation of a GenBank genome assembly